Molecule: messenger RNA, 1583 nt
Organism: Nicotiana tabacum (common tobacco)
Lineage: Eukaryota; Viridiplantae; Streptophyta; Magnoliopsida; Solanales; Solanaceae
Product: acylsugar acyltransferase 3-like
Source: RefSeq, a predicted model, not a curated record
UGCAGUUAUAAUUCAACUAAGAUGGCUAUUUCAAGGCUUGUUUUACUUUCCCAAAAGAUAAUUAAGCCCUCUUCUCCUACCCCAUUUUCACAUAGAAUUCACAAGCUCUCUCUUAUGGAUCAAAUGGGGACUCGCACCUAUAUGCCGAUUUCUUUCUUCUACCCAAAACAAGACACUGCAAUCUCUCUUGAACCGACUAAGGUCUCCCAAAUUCUUGAGAAGUCGCUUUCCAAAGUUUUAACCGCAUAUUAUCCAUUUGCUGGACGUGUACGCGACAAUUCCUUUGUCGAAUGUAAUGACAUGGGAGUCGAUCUCUCUCAAGUCCGAAUUGAUUGUCCAAUGUCAAGUAUUUUCAAUCAACCUCGUACUGAUAUCGAAAAGUUAAUAUUUCCUAAAGAUCCUUGGAGCACAUCUACGGACAGUUUAAUCGUAGCUCAACUUAAUCAUUUUGAAUGUGGUGGCAUAGUACUAAGUGCAUGUAUUUCCCACAACGUUGCUGAUGGUUACAGUAUGACUAAUUUCCUAAGGAACUGGGCCCUUGUCGCGCGUGAUUCAGAAGCAAAACCAUCUCCCCUGUUUAAUGGAGCAUCAAUUUUUCAACCGACCAACUAUUCUGCACCACAAGUGGCUGAUCCUAGUCGAAAACAAAAUGCAUCGAAAAGGUACCAUUUCUCGGCCUCCAAGUUAAAAGCUCUCAAGGCCAGAAGCCAAAUUCCUCCUACAACUGUGGAAGCUGUCACUGCAUUCCUAUGCAAAUGCGCUAAUACGCCAACUUUUAAGCCAUCGUUAUUGAUCCAAGCAGUAAAUCUACGAGGAACAAGUAAUGAUGCACUAGUUCCAGCAGGCUUGGUAGGAAAUGCAAUUCUUCCUUACGUUGUAUCAGCAGCAAAUGAGGAAGAUCUGAAUUUGCAAAGACUAAUUGGUGAGCUUAGAGAAGGAAAAGAAAAGGUCCAUAAUAUGCUCAAAUAUAUUAAAUCAGAAGAGUUACUAUGUUCAAGGGUAUCUGAACUAGCUACACAGAUAAACGAGCAAACCUCGAACAAUGAUUUUUCUAUAUAUAGGUUUUCUAGUUUAAGGAAAUUCCCGUUUGAUGACAUAAAUUUUGGAUGGGGAAGGCCAACAAGAGUGGAUAUUGCUACUUUUCCAGUCAAUAUGUUUCUCUUUCUGGAUAACCAAAAUGGGGAUGGAGUUGAAGUACUCGUAAACUUGGAAGAAGGAGAGAUGUCUGUAUUUGAAAGUAAUGAAGAGCUUCUUCAGUUUGCUUCUCCAAGCUCAGGACUCUAGACAAUUUGAAGCCUUCAGAAAAAAGGGAAGAUUUCCUCUUUUUGUUUUUUAAAUUCUAUAUCUUCUUCCGAGUGCUAGGAGACUAGACAAACCUCCGUCUUCAUAUUAAUAACCAAGAUAUUAAUACAUUAUACACGAAGGAGGUAAACAUUUUACCUCCUCAAAUACUGUAUUAAAAUUGACCAAUCUUAGUCCUUAUGUCAUGGAACAUCAGUGAGCUAUGGCCCCAAAAAUAAGAACUUUUUUGUUCAAGUUUUACAUUGUGAUUUAAAUACAAAUUAACCUCUUCCUUUUUCUUA